GUUCUUGGGAGCCUUUCCUGCACUUUUCGUCAAGUCAGUUCUACCAUUUGUUUUCCACCACUCCUCAUCUCAUCUCGUCGAACAGAAUCUGCUUUCCGAUAGGCAUAGAUUCGAAUUACAAUCUCCCUCGAGCUGAUUCUCAUCACUACAGCGACCUCGCAACAACCUCUACCGCCCGGCUUCAUUUCGUCCACUCUCCGCAAUCAUGAUCGGCCCUGGCACGGGCAUGUUGGGUGAAGAUGGUAUUCAUGUUGACAUGAACCAUCUAAAAGCAGGAGAAGUCAAUCUGGGAACCUCCAUCAUGGCUAUCAACUUCAAAGACGGUGUUAUACUCGGAGCGGAUAGUCGAACGACCACAGGAGCAUACAUCGCAAACAGAGUGACAGACAAACUCACCCAAGUACAUGAUACAAUUUGGUGCUGUCGGUCAGGAUCUGCAGCCGAUACUCAGGCCGUAUCUGAUAUUGUGCAAUAUCAUCUGGGCAUGUAUGGGAUCAUGAACAACGAACCUCCUACGACGCAGACCGCUGCUGCGCUGUUUCAAGAGCUGUGUUACGAGAACAAGGACCAACUCAGUGCUGGUAUGAUCAUUGCCGGAUACGACAAACGGAACGGUGGACAAGUCUACUCAAUACCUCUUGGAGGUUCACUACACAAGGGGUCUUAUGCUAUUGGAGGUUCCGGAUCAACAUACAUCUAUGGUUACUGCGAUGUACACUGGAAAGAAGGCAUGACUGAAGAGGAGGGAGUCAACUUUGUCAAGGAAGCUCUAAGUGAAGCCAUCAAGUGGGACGGCAGUUCAGGCGGUGUGAUUCGAAUGGUGGUAUUGACAGCAAAGGGGGCUCAGCGGCACUUGUACCUGCCAGACCAGGGUUAUCGAGGACCAGGAAAGGAUUGAGAGGGGAAAAUACGGAUUAUGGCUGGCGUACUGGAUGGAGUUAGCAUUGCUUUCAGACUGUCAUGUCGCUAGAAGGUCGACUUAAUUCAGCUGGGUGUGUCAGUCUGUAGAUGUGCCUUAUGCGCAGAUCCAGUCUAUGCAUGAAGUCGGCAGAAGCCUUGAAGGGCAGAUAGCUUUGUGACAUGGAGGCGAAUGGAUGAAUUGCUGCAACGAUGCUGUGCUGUACUGUACUGUACGUAUGAGCACAUGUACUUAAAAAUAAAGCCACCUGCUGC
Exophiala oligosperma is the source of this 1173-nucleotide messenger RNA. Its product is annotated as proteasome subunit beta type-1. The record is from RefSeq and is a predicted model, not a curated record. The transcript is spliced from 2 exons. NCBI's taxonomy places the organism in Eukaryota, Fungi, Ascomycota, Eurotiomycetes, Chaetothyriales, Herpotrichiellaceae. Gene Ontology annotation, molecular function: threonine-type endopeptidase activity. Bases 206 to 898 code for a protein of 230 amino acids. Gene Ontology annotation, cellular component: proteasome core complex.